GACAGGGAAUGAACUUGAUUAUACAGGUGCAGUACGUGAGAGUGCCACAUGGCGACGGUAGAUAAUCUUUGACAGCAAGCAGUCGCUAUGGCGGGGAGCAUCGAGGCCUGGUACUAUGGGCUGCCGUACGUCACGCGCUUCUACCUGUCGGUUUGCUUCGGCUCGACGUUAUUGAGCACGCUAGGCUUCCUCAACCCACAGUCGCUGUACCUGGAUUUCGACUUGGUGUGGCAACGUUUCCAGCUCUGGCGUCUCACCACGUGUUUCAUGUUCCUUGGGAGCUUUAGUUUCCCCUUCCUCAUGCAGCUCAUGAUCCUAACUAACUAUUCUUCCCGACUGGAGGAGGACCCUUUCCCGGGGGGUGGUGGCCCCACGGCUGACUACGCCUUCAUGCUCUUCUUUGGAGCCGCUGUGCUAUGGGUGAUCGCGUUUUUCAUGAGCAUCCCGUUCCUGGGCACGUCGCUGAUUUUUAUGAUCGUUUACGUCUGGAGCCGUCGAAACCCGACAGCGCCUGUUGCCAUUUGGGGCUUCCGCUUCGACGGGCUGUAUCUGCCGUGGGCUCUAAUCGCCUUCACGGUGCUCGUCGGCGGCAACCCGAUCAUGGACGUCUUCGGCGUCAUCGCCGGUCACUUGUACUACUUCCUGCUAGAGGUGCUACCAGCAACCAAGGGCUGGAACUUGCUGCAGACUCCGGCGGUGUUCACGAACUUGUUCCCAUCUCCACAGGUCGCUGCUGGUGGAGUCCCAAUUAUCGGCGCUCGGGGUGCGGCUGGACGCGGCGCUGUUCCCGGCACUGGUGGUUAUGCCUGGGGAACGGGUAGACCCUUGGGUACGGAAUAAGACGAUAGUUGCUUCAAGAGCCUAAUAGGAGAGAACAAUGCAAUAGUUGCUUUGAGAGCCUAAUAGGAGAACAAUUGAGCAUCCAUAUUAUGUGCUGACGAUAUACUUCUCUGGCUCACUUCAAAAUAAAUAGAAACACCGCAACGAGG
Molecule: messenger RNA, 989 nt
Organism: Phytophthora nicotianae INRA-310
Lineage: Eukaryota; Oomycota; Peronosporomycetes; Peronosporales; Peronosporaceae
Exons: 5
Coding region: 88-840 (250 amino acids)
Biological process (GO): endoplasmic reticulum unfolded protein response
Cellular component (GO): Hrd1p ubiquitin ligase ERAD-L complex; endoplasmic reticulum membrane
Molecular function (GO): misfolded protein binding; ubiquitin-specific protease binding
Source: RefSeq, a predicted model, not a curated record